AGCUCCAUCGCGCCAGUCAGAAACGGAAUGUGGAAGUAGUCAUACCUACUUAUGUGUAUUUAUUGUAAAUCAUCUUUUAAAAAUGAAAAAGUAUAUAAUCCUCUUUUUGAUAAUAUCGUUAAGUUCGUGUAAUGGCGGGAGACUGGGUGAAUUACUUAUAGGAGCGCAUCGGCAACUUCACAACAAGGUACACGACGUAGCCGACGCGGUUAUAGGCGGGUUUGGCUUCACCCACGGCCACCAUCAUCAACCACCCCCGCAGCCCCCUAACCAAGGAGGCGAGACCAUCGUAGUAAUUGUAGAAGAGAACUCUCAAGGGGGCCAGGGAAAUCCUAGGCCGUAUCAACAAUCGCAACAAGGCCACUACCCUACUCCCAACGGACAUAAUCCCUACCAGGGCCAGCCAAAUAAUGGGUACAAUCAAGGAAAUCAGAACAAUGGACAUAGGCCUCAUGGAUAUGAUCCUCAACUCAAUUAUCCAGCAAAUCCCGGACAUGAUCCGUAUCAAAACGGUAACAAAUAUGGCAACGAUGGACAACAACUGAACAUACCCAGUUAUCCCAACCAACAAGGGCAAUAUAAUAAUGAUCAAGACCACAAUCAAAUUAACCAAAACAACAAUGCAAUAAAUAAUAAUGGGAAUCAUCAUCCGACUGGGAAUCCCACCAAUGUCAUAAAUAAUCCGUACCCAACUGCGAAUGAAGUCAAAAGCCCGGAACCAACCAAAACAAACUCAAAUGAUAAUUAUAAACCAACGGAAACGUAUAUUCAUCAAGACAAAAAUAAUAUGUCGAGCAAAAAACCUGAGGAGGACGGACCGCUGUUGGUACCCCUCAACGGGUACACUUAUGAGGGUGACAAGAUUGUCAUCAACGCGCCCAAACGUGAAACCGGCAACGGCAACCAGAAAAACGAAGAGAGUGAGGAGGACUUUCCAAUAGACAUAAGGUUUAAAGACGAAUGAUGUGUACUUAUUUAACACCUAAAUAGAAUUGUUAAUAUAUUUAAUAAAUGACAAAUUAUUUAAGUUUUUAUAAAA
Molecule: messenger RNA, 1039 nt
Organism: Cydia fagiglandana
Lineage: Eukaryota; Metazoa; Arthropoda; Insecta; Lepidoptera; Tortricidae
Product: probable serine/threonine-protein kinase clkA
Exons: 1
Coding region: 83-964 (293 amino acids)
Source: RefSeq, a predicted model, not a curated record